AUGACAUCGCCCGGAGAUGGGACUCCGGUGAAACCUCCGCCGUCUUUCUCCCCUGGCGCAGCGCGAGCCUCACCCAAGUCUCGCUACCCGGAUGGACAAGAGGUACCACACUCCAUAGACACUGAGUUGGCGGAGGCUCGAUCAGUCGUCACCGCAGCGGUCAGUCAGGUCAUCCACCCGCAAUUAGCUCGAUCGUCACUUGGAUCGCCAUUUGACGGACGGUUCGAUGGCUCUGAAGAUAUCAGGUCAUUAAUAAUUCGCGCUUUCUCGCCUACUGUCGCCGUUCAUGCUUCCGAUGACACCGAAGAAUUGAUUAGGAAUAAGGGGUUCAAAGGGGGGUUUUGCGAGUUGGUCCGGCCGUUUGGGGAGACAGUGCAAGGAAAAGUCGUCAUUCGAGAUAGUGUGGGAUCAAGUCGUGCCUGGGAGGACUUUGGAGUGCGCUUUGUGGACCUCAAAAAAUUUGAGAGGAAUCCUGUUAGUCGAGACUCAGGCCGAGGGUUGCCCUUGACACAGAUCGAGGAGGUGCUGGAGAAGCACUUGGACUCUGCAGAAGGACCGGGCGGGGUUGUGUCAACGAAAGAUGUGUUGGGCUUCUCUGCUACGACUCCCUUGUUUAAGCUGUUCCUGCGACAGCUUCUGGCGUCUACUCCUGUUGGACCACACGAGACAUUUGGUCACCCCGUGGCCAGUGUGAUCACAAUAAGCUCGCGCAAUCCUGCACCGUUGGAAACACUUAGACAGCUUUACGCUGAGAGCAGUACGGGGAACAAACGCUUGCCCGAGUGGGUCAACCAGGAGUAUCUCCGAUACUACGUCUUGAUACACGAUGAAGAGCGUGAUGAUAUUACCGAGUCCACAAAGCUAUACGAUCAGAUGAAACGACAUUUCGGCUUACAUUGUCAUCUUUUGAGGCUUCGAAGCAGCCAGUGUGUCGUGACAGAUGAUGACAGUGUCCAAGUGCCGCAAUGCGAAUGGUUGUCCCCGCACGAACGGCUAUCCGGGGCAGGCGAAGCAGAGACAUUAGUGGAUCUUGGUACAGAUGGGACUCCAUACCUCUUUGAUUCCGAUGUUACGGCGAUCAAAACCUUCAUUCGUGAACUCAUCCAUCCCGAAGGCGAGGCAUCAGUGGCCGGUUCAUGUCUAUGUCUCGAAGAUGGGCCGGCUUUGGGCUCUAGCUCGCGCUCCGGAAUUGGAGGGUCGUCAGGCGGGGGAAGCGGAAACUAUGACCCGAAUCAGAGUUUCUACGGCCCAGAUGCCCCAGAGGCCAUCUUGCGAAAGAUGGCCGAUUUUGCAGUUAUGCUCCGCGAUUGGAAGCUGUCCGGCUCGACCUAUGAAAUGAUUCGAUCUGACUUUGGCAACGACAAGGCCUGGAAGUACCACGCCGCAGCUCAUGAGAUGUGUGCCGUGAGCACACUUCUGAAUCCCAUGGCGAUGUCAGCCAAGAUCAAGCUCGAGAGUGUUGAUCAAAUGUUCGAAACUGCCUGCUAUUCCUAUCUCACACGAUGCUCGGACUCAACUCACGCUCUUCGAUGUCUCGCCCUAGCUGUCGAGCUUCUCAAGUCUCGGGGUGGAUCUGCUACCGAGAGUGCCGCCAGGUGGGCCAUGCGGGUCAUGGACUUUGGCCUGGUCGGCUCAGUCGGCCAGGUCGUCUUCAUGGAGCGCGUCGCAGCUUGCUAUGCAUCCAAAACUCCCGUCAGUGGCGCCAAAUGGGGAUCCCGCCGCCGCAAAGCCGGCAUGUGGAGUAUAUUUGCUGCCGAUCAAUGGCUCAAGCUCGGGAAACCCAACCUGGCAUCGACGUGCGUCGAGGAAGCCGAGCGUCUGUAUGCCGAAGUUCUAGAAACUGAUGGAGUCUUCCCAAUGCCAGAGAUGCAAACCUUUGUCGACAAUUUGAGGCAUGCAGUGAAGGUCGAGUAUCUUGAGGCAAGAGGAUUCGAUGCACGCGAUGACCCAGCUACGCAAGACCCCCUUGACACCGAGGAGACCAGCGAGAAGCUCGAGAAAAUCGAUAAGCGCAAUCAUCGGCGCUCGCUUAUCGGACUUCCUGGGCAACUCGAUGCAGGGAACCUCAAAAUGACCACGACAGCGAGGGAAUCUGAGACCUCGCCGAACGAUGACUUUGAACGAGCUUAG
Messenger RNA from Penicillium maclennaniae, 2130 nucleotides. RefSeq names its product TRAPP III-specific subunit 85 family protein. Gene Ontology annotation, biological process: endoplasmic reticulum to Golgi vesicle-mediated transport; protein localization to phagophore assembly site. Gene Ontology annotation, cellular component: cytoplasmic vesicle; TRAPPIII protein complex; phagophore assembly site. The record is from RefSeq and is a predicted model, not a curated record. The transcript has 4 exons. The coding region runs from base 1 to 2130 and encodes 709 amino acids. NCBI's taxonomy places the organism in Eukaryota, Fungi, Ascomycota, Eurotiomycetes, Eurotiales, Aspergillaceae.